Messenger RNA from Mycosarcoma maydis (corn smut), 1971 nucleotides. Its product is annotated as putative aminopeptidase P, cytoplasmic. Lineage: Eukaryota; Fungi; Basidiomycota; Ustilaginomycetes; Ustilaginales. Gene Ontology annotation, molecular function: metalloaminopeptidase activity. The record is from RefSeq and is a predicted model, not a curated record. The transcript has a single exon. Bases 1 to 1971 code for a protein of 656 amino acids.
AUGGGCUGCUUCUCAUUCUUCAGCAAGAACAGAGGCGGAAGCGAUGCCGGUUCCAUCAAGACUGAAAGCACCCUCGUCGAAGCCGCUUUCGACUCUGAAAAAGCGCGCAAGUCGGAUGCCGCUGCUGUUCUUCCAACGGUCAAGCGCGACCUUACAGGUCCACGACUCUCCGCCUUGCGAAAGCUGAUGGAGCAAGAAGAGCUCGACUUCUAUCUCGUACCCACAGACGAUGCACAUGCGACUGAGUACACUGCUGCUUCAGAAAUGCGGCGUGUGUGGAUCUCUGGCUUCACUGGCUCGGCAGGCACAGCCGUCGUCGGCAAGGACUCAGCUCAUCUCUUUGCAGAUGGUCGAUACCAUAUUCAGGCGGCUGAACAGCUCGAUGACAACUGGACGCUACACAAGGUUGGCGUAAGCGGCGUGCUCGACUGGCCUGCGUGGCUGAUUGAGCAGGCUGAGGAAGGCACCAAGGUUGGCCUCGACCCCGCUCUUACCAGUUACACUCAGGGCAAGUCGCUCGUCGCUUCACUGCAGCAGAAGCAAGCCUCUGCUGUUUUUCCUUCCCGUAAUCUUGUGGAUGUCGCCUGGGGCUCUGACCGCCCCGCGCCUGUUGCCUUUCCCAUCUAUGAACAUGAGCUCAAGUAUGCCGGCAAGCCUGCGACGGCCAAGAUCGAGGAUGUCCAGAAGGACCUGCAGGUGCAACCGGCUAGCUCUGCCUACUUCAUCUCUGCACUGGACGAAGUUGCGUGGCUGCUCAACCUGCGGGGUGCAUCCAUCCCUUGUCACCCUGUCUUCCCCGCCUACCUUCUGAUCGCAUCGGACCGAUCGACGCUCUUCAUCCGCAGCGAGCUUCUUCCAGCAGGCACCACUACUGACAAGUACGUUCGCGAUACGCUCAAUAUCAACGUUGAACCUUACGACUCGGUUUGGGAGUAUCUGUCUCGUUGGUCUUCCGAAGGGUCAGAUGGCCAAAAGCUCAUCUCUGGCGAGAAACUAUCUUAUGCGGUGGCCAACGCAGUAGGGGAUGAAAAGCUGGCCUUGUUGGAUCCAUGGCCAGUCGCACUGCGCAAGUCGAUCAAGAAUGAUGUAGAGCUUGAGGGCUUCCGUGCUAGCCACAUUCGUGACGGCGCGGCCUGGGUACGCUGGGCUGCCUGGCUCGAGGAUCACGUCAAGGUCAAGCGAGAAAACAUCAAUGAGUGGGAGGCAGCUGUCAAGUUCCAAGAAUAUCGCAAGAUGUUGCCGCUGUACGCUGGUGAUAGUUACGAUGCCAUCUCUGCAACAGGACCCAAUGCAGCGCUACCGCACUACGAGACUCCCGAAAAGGGCAGUCGCGUGAUCGAUCGCGAGACACCUUACCUUAACGAUUCGGGCGCACAGUAUCACGAUGGUACCAUUGAUUGCACGCGUACCGUUCAUUUUGGUCGACCGAGCGCCGAGCAAAAGCGCGCCUAUACACGCGUGCUGCAGGGCCACAUUCGACUCAGCGAGGUCAAGUUCCCCGCUGGCACGACGGGCGCACAGCUGGAUCCUAUCGCUCGUCACGCACUCUGGCAAGAUGGCUACCAAUAUCUUCAUGGCACAGGUCAUGGUAUAGGCUCGUUCCUGGACGUGCACGAGGGACCGCAAGGAUUCUCGACCAUGUCUGGUGGCUCCAAGCAGCCAGUGGCACUUGAAGAAAACAUGGUGCUGACUAACGAGCCCGGAUUCUACGAGGAGGGUCAUUUUGGUAUCCGCACCGAGUCGCUGCUGGCGGUUAAGCGUGUUGAAACGCACCGUGAAUUUGGAGACGUGGCAUGGUACGGAUUCGAGCGCAUCACCCAAGUCCCGAUCGCCACCAAUCUGGUUGACUUUAGCCUGCUUUCGUAUUCCGAGGUGCGCUGGCUCAAGGAGCACAACGCCGAGGUGCGCAAGAAGCUGUUGCCACUCAUCAAAGAUGACAAGCGCGCAGUCCGCUGGCUUCGACGACAGUGA